CCAGCCUGGCAGAUCAGCUCGGCGAUCGCACUAACUGGGAAGGUUUAUCCCUCCGCGGCCGCCGUACUGACCCUAUGUGGGAAGGAGGAGGGAGGCAUGGUGUCCAAGCUGUUCAAAUUGGCAGCAGUGCCAGCCGGACUGGCCUUCACAUCCUAUGGCCUGUAUGCUGUAGCAGACCGCGAGCCAAAAGGAGAACGCUUGAGUCCUGGUCAGCUGUCGGUCUAUGCUGUUCCUCUGCAAAUAUCUAAGUACGUUGAAGAACAGCCUGGCCGUCUACAAUCUGGAUUUUCUGUAGCUCGGCAAACCGUGUGGCCUUAUGUAAUCUGGAGCAAACAUGUCUUUUCAUCUAUCAAAAUCGGAGUUCAAGAUACCAUAGAGUUCGGAAAAGAUAGUUAUGUUUACCUGAAGAACCCACCACCAGAAUUCCUUUCAAGAGUGGGUGUAAUCGCUGUCAGUGGAUUGGCUGGCUUGGUUUUGGCCAGGAAAGGGUCCAGACUGAAGAAAAUUGUAUACCCCGUUGGACUCACUGCACUUGGCGUAUCUGUGUGUUAUCCAACUCAGGCGGUCAUUUUUGCAAAGUUAACAGGAAAAAAGAUUUAUGCAACAAGUCACCGAACAUAUGAUACAGUUAGUUCUUUAUGGAAAACAAGUUCAAAGAAAGAAGAAAAAACUCAAACACAAGAAGAUGGUGAAAAGGUCUUGGGCCAAGUAACUGAAGUGGGGAAUGAAGAUUUGCACCAUCACAUUGAACAUGAAAUAAUUGAUACAAAGUCGCAGCCUGAAUCUCCAGUGUUACAGGAAUCUGAGUCUAAAAGCCACCUAAAUGGAAAGGAUGAGAAUGUGGGCAAUAAUGAGGCAUUAUCUGCUUUAGCUCUAACAUCCACGACAAAGUUCAUCCUUGAUCCAAACCUUGUGGACCAUGGCCAGUCCAGUCCUGAAGAUAAAGAUCUAUACAGUACCAGAAGCUGAAUCCCAGUAAUUAUGAGUUAAAUUGUGUUGGUAUCCUUGUGGCAUAGAUGAGCUAUAUCAUUUAUACUAUACUAAUUCUUAAAUAUGGUUGAAAACAACACAUUUCCUACCGUUUUGUAACAGAUUAUUUUUUUUUUAUAUUCCUAAAUGAUCAUAGUUGAAAUAUGUGGGGAAAAGUAAGUAUAAUAUCAUGUUCACAAAAAAUAAAUUCACAAUGUUUUUCAAGCUUGCA
Molecule: messenger RNA, 1201 nt
Organism: Pelobates fuscus (common spadefoot toad)
Lineage: Eukaryota; Metazoa; Chordata; Amphibia; Anura; Pelobatidae
Gene: APOOL
Product: apolipoprotein O like
Exons: 9
Coding region: 97-969 (290 amino acids)
Biological process (GO): cristae formation
Cellular component (GO): MICOS complex
Source: RefSeq, a predicted model, not a curated record